Oikopleura dioica is the source of this 522-nucleotide messenger RNA. Lineage: Eukaryota; Metazoa; Chordata; Appendicularia; Copelata; Oikopleuridae. The record is from the annotation of a GenBank genome assembly.
AUGGAUAUUUCGACAAAAUCACCGAUUAUCAGAAAGAAUAUCUUCAUUCCUGUUGGAAAUGGUCUUGCAAAUUUGGACCACCAGAUCUCGGCGAGGCUGGAGAAAGAUCCAGCUCGGAGGAGAAUGUUCAUGAACUCGUCGAUCAAUCUUACCGAGAAAUCAGCAAAUGAAAAGGGCUCGAACUUUUUUGGCCAGCUUUUGACAUUUCUCGUCGCGUACAAUCUUAUUUCUGGAAUUCUUCACUACAUUUAUUACAAUAUUAUUUACUAUAAUCCUGAUAUCGACCCCAAAAACGCCAGUGCAGCGGUCAGUAACGAAUUGCUAGACUUGAAUAGAGAAAUCAUGAGUAUCAGACAAGAGAUGAGACUGAUGCAUUUGGACAAGAAUAAAUCGUCGAUCGAAAGUCAAACUUUGUCAAAUAAGAUCUCAGAGAUUUCGGCAGAAAACGAGAAAUUGAGAAAAGAACUUGAGGAAGUAAAGUCCACGCUGGAACUUUUGAAGAAACAGAUUCUCAUGAAUUAA